CAAGAAAACGGUGCCUCUGACGUGGCAGUGGGGCGGAAGCCGCUGUUUUGUGUUUUGCAUAAACUGUAAUCUCUAUGGUGUUUUGGUUCUGAAGAGGAAGUUGCGAGAGAAAAGAAAGGAGGAGACGUGAUCGGGGUUGUUGAAAUAAUUUCACGGUCCACCCUCUAGGAAACCGAACAGUUGACGAUAAUUCAAGGAUCAAAUCGUGGAAGAACAGAGUAGUUAAAGCCAUCAGCUGACUCCCAGCAGGCAACAACGGGACCAGUUGAGAGCAACUGCACGCUUGUGUGUGUGUGUGUGAGUGAGAGCCAGCAGCAGCAGCAGCAGCGGAUCAGAAGCAGGAAGCAGGAGGUUUGAUUGACACAGGCUAUGGCCAAUCGGGGAGGAGCCACGCGCCCCAACGGGCCCAACGCGGCCAAUAAGAUCUGCCAGUUCAAGCUGGUGCUGCUCGGGGAGUCAGCCGUGGGCAAGUCCAGCCUGGUGCUGCGCUUCGUCAAGGGCCAGUUCCACGAGUUCCAGGAGAGCACAAUAGGAGCUGCCUUCCUGACCCAGACGGUGUGCCUGGACGACACAACAGUCAAGUUUGAGAUCUGGGACACCGCCGGACAGGAGCGAUACCACAGCCUGGCGCCCAUGUAUUACAGAGGGGCACAGGCAGCCAUAGUAGUCUACGACAUCACUAAUGAGGAGUCGUUUGCGCGGGCGAAGAACUGGGUGAAGGAGCUUCAGCGGCAGGCCAGCCCCAACAUCGUCAUCGCACUCUCUGGAAACAAGGCCGACCUCGCCAACAAGAGGGCCGUCGACUUCCAGGAUGCCCAGUCCUAUGCAGAUGAUAAUAGCCUACUCUUCAUGGAAACCUCUGCCAAGACAUCUAUGAACGUCAAUGAAAUCUUCAUGGCAAUAGCUAAAAGGUUGCCGAAGAGCGAGCCGCAGGCAGCGGGUCCAGCCAGUGGGCGGAGUCGAGGGGUGGACCUAACAGAGACGGCCACGCCCGCCAAGGCCCCCUGCUGCAGCACCUAGGCAACCGACAUACCCCGCCUCCCACCCACACCACACCCCCACACCACACCCCUCGCUCUGCUCCAGCGCCCUGAUUCGUCAGCCACUACCUGCUCCAGCGCUGUGAUUCGUCAGUCACUGUUGAGAUGCCCCGCCCCCCCAUCUACUCCUCCUUCUCCUCCUCCUUUACUUCCUUACCUCUCAAAACUGUUUUGAUCAGCAAGUAACACGAAAAAGAAAGAAAAAAGAAAAAAAAGCUAAGCCCCACCCCCCUGCUGAUGUCAUCCUCCUGCCUCUUCUCUGCAGUCGCUAACACCACGCCCACGCCCCCGCCAGCCCUCCUCCAAACAGGAAGUGACUAAUGACAGGCCCCGCCUACAAAAGAAAAACAAACGGUCUGGUCUAGUGGAGCCGCCUCUAACUCAGCUGUCAAUCACUAAUGCCCCGCCCCCCUCCCCCAACCUGUGUGUAACCAUGGAAACGGGAGGUGUGGCUUACAUGGGCCCCUCCCCCGUCUCUUCCGGCACAGCUAAAGACUCUAGAGAAAGAUAUUUCUAAUGAAGUCUACUCUUACUCUUACUCUUACUCUUACUCUUCUCUUCUCUUCUUCUCUUCUCUUCUUUUUUCUGACUUGUUCUUUCUUUUUUUAUUUCAUUUGCUUUUUUUGUCUUUUUUUAUUUCCUCUGUCAUCUUGUUUUAAAUGUAUUUAACAGAAUUAUGAAUGCAUGCAUCACUACAACAACAACAACAACAACAACCACAACACCAUCUGCAGCAAAACACAGUGCUAGGGUAAUAUGUGCUGAUCUGUCGAGCUACAAACUCAAGUUUAGUUACACACACACACACACAUGCACAUGCACACAGCAUUACCGAUUUUAGGAGUGUGUGAAACAUGCCUGGGUCUGCUUAUUGGAUGUCCUUAUGGAGAACAGCACACACACACACACACACACACACACCUUCUCACCUAUAGAGCCUAAUGGAGAUUUCUUUUGCUCUUGCUUUUUCCUUCUUGCCCCCUUCCUAAUCUGUACACACACACACACACACACACACACACACACAC
Engraulis encrasicolus (European anchovy) is the source of this 2068-nucleotide messenger RNA. It is a transcript of the gene rab5aa, whose product is annotated as RAB5A, member RAS oncogene family, a. The coding region runs from base 370 to 1020 and encodes 216 amino acids. Lineage: Eukaryota; Metazoa; Chordata; Actinopteri; Clupeiformes; Engraulidae. Gene Ontology annotation, molecular function: GTP binding; GTPase activity. Gene Ontology annotation, cellular component: Golgi apparatus; endosome. The transcript has 6 exons. The record is from RefSeq and is a predicted model, not a curated record.